GGCACUUGUUUUUCAUUUUGGAAUCGUGCGAGGGUGUCACGUGACUGAAUGCGCAGUAUUACUUCCGGUGUGGAGUCGAGUUUCAAGCACGCCCGUGAUUUCAAGUCCCGCCUUCGGCAGCUAAACCGAAGUGACACUCGUCGCGCUAUCUGUCUUGUUUGGUGACACGCGUCGAGAUGCUCCAACCGCUGGCGUGCUUGCUGCUGCUCAUUCUCACGCUCGUCCACAUCGGACGCUGCCGGCGGAAAAGUCGUCUGGGCGAACCUCCGCUAAUAAACGGCUGGAUUCCGUUCUUGGGAAAAGCUUUUGAGUUCAGGAAAGAUGCUCACAAGUUCCUGGAGGAGCAGCAGAAAAACUUUGGAGACAUUUUUACCGUUCACAUGGCAGGUCGCUACAUGACCUUCGUCAUGGACCCACUGAUGUACCCGGCCAUCAUCAAAGAACGCCGACGUUUGGACUUCCAAGAGUUCAGCAGGCGGGCGGCGCCGGCAGCCUUCGGCUACACGCCCGUCACCGAAGGCACCUUUCCGGGCCUGCCCGAGCAGAUCGCGCGCGCCUUCCGCCUCCUCCACGGGGAGCACCUGUCACUGCUGACGCAGAGCAUGAUGGGAAACCUGAUGAUGAUCUUCCGCCAGGACCACCUGCGCCCGGGCGGCGCGUGGCGCACGCGGGAAUUGUAUGACUUUUGCAUGGAGGUCACGUUGGAGGCCACCUUCCUGACUUUAUACGGCCGGCCGGCCGAGGGCCUCCGCCACGCCGACGCGGCGCAGCUCAAGGCCUCCUUCAUCCGUUUCGACGACGCCUUCCCGCUGCUCAUCGCGCAGGUUCCCGUCUGGCUACUAGUCGGCGUCGGCGGGAUCCGCCGGAAGCUGAUGAGCUACUUGACGACGCCCAGGAUGUCCGGCUGGGCGGGUGUCUCGCAGUUCAUCCGGCGCCGCGCUCAGCUCUUGGAGCGCCACCCCAUCCUGGGCGACGCCGACAAAGCGGCGCAUCACUUGGCCAUGCUGUGGGCAUCGGUGGCCAACACGGCGCCGGCCGGCUUCUGGGCGGCGUACCACCUCCUGAGGCAUCCGGAGGCAUUGCGCGCCAUCCGCCAGGAGAUCCGAAACGUUCUGGAGAGCAGCGGACACAAAUUCAGCGCCGGCGCCGACCUGGCGCUCGACGCACAGCAGCUGGACAAGAUGAUUCUUCUGGAAAGCGCCGUCCACGAGAGCCUGCGCCUGUCCUCUGCGUCGAUUAACAUCCGGGUGGCUCGGGAGGACCUGACCCUGCGUCUCAACAAUGAGCGUGCCGUGGCGGUGAGGAAAGGCGACAUUGUGGCGUUGUACCCGCGGAGUGUGCACAUGGACGCCGACGUUUACGACCAGCCGCAGACAUUUUGCUUCGACCGCUUCGCCCGUCAGACGGAAUUCUUCAAGAACGGACGAAAACUUCACCACUUCCUGAUGCCAUUCGGUUCGGGGGCAUCCAUCUGUCCCGGACGUUUCUUCGCCGUCAACGAGAUCAAGCAGUUUGUGUGUCUGCUGCUGCUGUACUUUGAUUUGCGACUCGAACCGGGACAGCCCGACGCGCGCCCCGACGCCAGCCGCGCAGGCCUCGGCAUCCCGCGGCCCGCCCGCGACGUGCGCUUCCAAUACCGCAUGCGCAGCGCCGCGUGUUUGUGAAACAACUUUGGGCAACUUUCACCAGCUCUUUAUCUUCAAUGUUUGCUAUACGAUCGGUAACUAGCAACAGUCUACUGUGUAUUCUCAAUUGGACUAUUCCAUGGAUGCCUGAAAUGUUGAUACGCUGCUGCGGUCCAUUUUUCCGUAAGAGUUGCUGUUUUUUAUACUAUCUUGGUCAUGCCCACGUACGGGGAAGGCAAACCUUCCAACUGCCGUUCCGCCUCCCGUCUUCUAACAAGCUCACGGCGGAACACGAGCGCAUACCUUCACGGUGGCUUGGAAUACUAUUGCAACAGUCCACGUAGCAUAGGCAUACCUGUCAACUUUACGGAGCGCCAACCUGUAUAAACUACCAAAAAAGUCCUUAAAAAGAGCAAAAAAAUCCUUAUAACAUACCAAAGCAUUUUAUAUGUCAAAAUAACGGCAGAGAAAAACCAACGAAAUUUUUAAUGAUAUUUAUUGUAGAGCUCCAUAAUACAAUGUCUGGUUAAUGUCCAAUCAUCAUUCUAUUUAGUGGCAUUACUGUGUUCAGAGUUCUAUUCCUGCGUUACUUUUUUCCCCAUCUCCAAAUGCUGACCCAUCGGCUCGAAGUUACAGCAUCAAUCAUGCUGUCAGUGUUUCUUGCGCAAGCGAUGUGUUUCCUUGUAGAACUUGUUUGUACACUACCGAAGUAUGCAAUUAAUACUCUGCUGUUUUCAACUAGGAACUACAUUAUUUACUGGAAGCAUUCGAGUAGACUGGCACCAUUCUGGGCAAAAGCAAACGGAACUACCUGUUAAGGGGAAAUUUUCAGAAUCCGUAUGAUUUGUGCGAUACGGCCAUAUACGUAAGAUUCACCACAAAAUCCGUAUGAACUAUGGCUAAACCGUAUGAGUUGACAGGUAUGCAUAGGUGAAGGGUUGAUAUAAAUACUUUUGUGAAAAGCUGUGAGUCCGCAUUUGGACUUGAGAGGCACGCCGCAGCAAGUUGAGGCUAAAAAAAAUGGAUCAAUCUUACCGACUAGUCGACGUUGAAUUGACGAUCGUCAACUUAAGUUCUGUCGCCCCCCUGUGGUGGAAGACUACAUUACAAGAGGAUGCCUUGAGUUUGUUUUAUUGCAAACGAAAGGGAACGAGCCCGCUAAUUGUUAGCCAAGUGGUAAUUAUGUUAACUUAGUCAACGACAGUUGCACUCGUUACAAAACACUGGAGCGUGUUUGUGAGUGUUUAGUGGACAGACACUGAAUCAAAUGUUGAAAAAUACAGCAAAAUGUUGAAGGCUUAACCAACACUGUAUCAUCUCCACUAGUAGUGGCUUGAGUUUUAAAACAUAAAAAUGUUCGAAAUUCCAGCUUUAACGUGGACUACAAAAAAAAAUCAGAAGGGUUUGAAACCCAAGCGUAACGUGCUAACUUGUGUAGGAGACAGCGACCGUCAGCAUGCGUUAACUUUUUUGGGCCUCUACGUGAAUUUGUUUCACACAUGCCAUGCUAGCAUAUGCGGCUUGAUUAGCAAAUUCCGAUGACAAAAAUGAGCGACUGAACACAGACUGAAACGAUGCAGUGUCAAUGUUCCAAAAUGCGCAAAAUUCAAACGUUAACAAGACAAAAAUGCGACAACAAAGGCGCAUCAAACAUUUCAAUAGGUAAACUGUAUCAACAUAUAUAUUGACUAAAUAUCAUAAAUGACACUAACAUUCAUGUUUAUUCUUAGCAUGAGUACGUAUUUUUUGACAAAGAUGUUUGAAAGUAACUGCUUUUAUGUGGACAAGCGUCAUCAGCAUUUUUCACUGAUUAUGAAGGGAUGUAAUGGGCCAAACCAGGAAAUGAAUCAUCAACUUCUGUUUGCAAUUUAUCUUCUGCACUGUGAAUUUGAAAUCAUAUCCUGUUUUAGGAAACAAGGGAUGGAUUUUUAUUUUUUAGUCAAAGCAAUCAUCGACAGAUUAUUAAAUAUAGUCGUUAGUUGCAGCCUGAAUGGUUAUUAUGUCAUGAAAGCAAAUAUGUGUGAAACGUCCAAGUGUAACACUCGUAGCUUUUGUGUGUGUUAUUUUUUUAUUAAAUAUGUUUUCCAGACGGGAAA
Messenger RNA from Hippocampus zosterae (dwarf seahorse), 3721 nucleotides. RefSeq names its product cytochrome P450 7B1 (gene cyp7b1). Gene Ontology annotation, biological process: bile acid biosynthetic process; cholesterol homeostasis. The record is from RefSeq and is a predicted model, not a curated record. The coding region runs from base 177 to 1664 and encodes 495 amino acids. The transcript is spliced from 6 exons. Gene Ontology annotation, molecular function: steroid hydroxylase activity; heme binding; iron ion binding. NCBI's taxonomy places the organism in Eukaryota, Metazoa, Chordata, Actinopteri, Syngnathiformes, Syngnathidae.